Lepisosteus oculatus (spotted gar) is the source of this 1180-nucleotide messenger RNA. RefSeq names its product sorting nexin 24 (gene snx24). Gene Ontology annotation, molecular function: phosphatidylinositol phosphate binding. Lineage: Eukaryota; Metazoa; Chordata; Actinopteri; Semionotiformes; Lepisosteidae. The record is from RefSeq and is a predicted model, not a curated record.
CUGUUUAAAGCGUAUGGGCAUGUCGUACGCAGGCAGCAAAGUUUGACUGUCACCAGUGAGAUUUUUUUAUUCAUGAAACGCUGGGAUAAGCGACACUACGUUUAGUUACUUUGUUUUGCUGCUUACGUUUUUCUGUUAUUUUAGUCUUAUUUGCGUGAUGCAUCCUUUAAUGGUGUGUAUUCCUUCCUUCCGAUUUGAGGAUAAUGCAAUGGAAAAAGGAUACACGGUUUUUAAAAUUGAUGUUCUGAUGAGUGGAAGGCAGCAUUCAGUCGAAAAGCGCUACAGUGAAUUCCAUGCACUGCAUAAAAAGCUUAAAAAGUUUAUUAAACCACCUGAGAUGCCAUCAAAGCAUGUGAGGAACUGGGUUCCCAAAGUCCUGGAGCAAAGACGACUUGGACUGGAAGUAUACCUGCAGACUAUAAUCACAGAGAAUGAAGUUCUUCCAAAGAUAUUUCUCGAUUUCCUUAACAUUCGCCACUUUCCUUCUUUGCCAAAAACAGAGAGUUGUGGAUCCUUUGAUGAAACUGAAACAGAAGAAUCAAGUAAACUGUCCCACCAGCCGGUUCUGCUGUUCCUAAGGGAUCCGUAUGUCUUGCCUGCAGCUGAUGAUACGUUUCCAAAUGUGGUUAUUGAAGGAGUUAUUCAUGGUAUAUUCUAUCCAGAUCUUCAACCCAAAUAGACAAUGCAAUGAAUAAGGAAAACUGGACAAAAGGGAUUUUAGAACACUAAAUGUUUUUUUUUAUGAUACCAGCAGACAAUUUUGGCCUAUAUUAUUGCACUAUAAAUAACAAUGACAAGCAAUGAGAUUGGUGCUAUUUAGAAUUAUAAAGUAGAUUCAAAUUGGAUUUAUAGUUGUAUGUUUUCUGAAAUAACGUGAGCCAAACUGGAAUCAAAAUGGAGGAAUGCUGCGUGCUAUUUGAAAGGGAUAUUGCAAAGCUACACUGAAAGCAAAUAAUAAAAACUUGUCUUUGCACUAGUAAGAAGGUUUUGAACUACAGCAGUUUGCAGUAGGAAAAUCAUGGUAACAUGAUCUUACAUUAACACUACCUAGAAUAACUGAUUAAAACUGUGACAAACUCAUGAUAGUUUAAUUUAAGCUGACAUUUUAUAAUACAAUUUCCGUUGUAUUCUAUAUGUACUGUAGAAUGUACAUUUAAAACAAAAAAAAUCUUUGACAGUG